AGUAAGCUCAGCUCAGUCAGCUCAGUCCUCUUCACUUCACUCCUCCAUUUCUCUCUCUCUCUCUCUCUCUCUCAAUUCUAAACCCUCUCAUUUCUCUCCUAAAACCCUCUCUUUCUCUCUCUGAAAAUGGCAUCGAUCAACUUCAACAACCCCUUCGAAAACUGGUUCAACAAACCCCAAAACCCAAUCUCUCCAAUCAACCUCCUCUCACUCACCCAAUCAAUCUCACCCAAACAAACCCCUCCAAACUUCGCUUCCAUCUCAAACCCCUUCAAAUCCAAAAAACCCAAACCCCAACCCCGAAACCCGGACGAACCCGGCCCAAUGCGCCAAAUGGUGGACCAAUUCUUGUGGGAAUGCGAAAAUAUCCCCGAUUACCGUCACACCCCAGAAGUCGAAAAGAUCCUAAACUCCGACCCGAUUUUCGAACACAAAGAAAACCCGACCCCGGAAGAGAUCCGAGAAAACGAGGAGUUCUGGGCUCGGUUCCGGGCCAGCCCGGUGGUCCAAUUCUUAGCCCGAGCGGAAGAGAUAGCCGACAAGAUAAACGAGAUGGAGUUGAAGGAAAACGACACGCCGUAUAGGAAAGAGGAUAAGAAGCUUUGGCAAGCGGUACCGCACGUGAUAGGUUUGGAUGGGAGGCCUAUGGUGAGGAAAGCUAUUAAGACGAAGAAGGAAUCAGAUGACAAGUUUUGGGAUUUUGCUAGACAGUUCUUUUUUGGGCUUUGGGGUUUUAGACAAAGGCCUUACCCACCGGGUCGGCCCAUUGAUGUUGCUCAGGCUGUUGGGUAUAAGAGGCUUGAGAAGCGUUACUAUGAUUUUAUCAUGAGGAGUGGAGGAUGGUGGUACAAGGAUCGUUUGGGGCGGACACGGGGACCGUGUGAGUUAAUACAACUUAAAACGGCAUGGGGUGGUGGGAUUAUUGAUAAGCACACUUUCAUUUGGGGUGACGACAUGGAUGAGUGGGCACCAAUUCACAUGGUUUAUGGCUUGGAACGUGCAAUUGCCACUUGGGAAGUUAGACUCGGUGCUGCUGCAACAGCUUUUAUUCACAAACUACAGAAAGGGAUACCUCCAUGGGUUCCACUAAAAGGGCAUGAGAAGAAAACUUAUAAGCAGCUCCAACAAGAGGCUGUAGAGAGCAAGAGACGUGAUUUAGCAGUACUGGAAGCUAAUGACGGUGUUUGGCCAGGGGUUAGAAUUCCUAGUCAUGCCCUAUUUCUUUGGGCUAGUGGCUCUGAACUGACUACAAUUUUGGAAGAGGAUGACCACAUGCCAAACAAAUACAUACCAAAAGAUGUUAGAAAACAAUUGCAACAAAUUAUCCCUGGGUUAAGGCCUUGGGAGGUUUUAAGCAUAGAACAAGCAAUGGAUCAGAUUACAUAUGGUGGGGAGUGGUAUCGUGAACCUCUUGGUUCAUACACAACCGGUCCACCAUACAUCAGGCAUUGGAAUAAGGACGUCAAGAGGUUGUUUAAGAUUUUCUCCGACCUUAGCAACGAAGUGUACAGCAAAUUGGAGGAGACAAUUCCUGGUUUCGAUAAAGUAAUGGAGAAGGUCCAAGCUGAUGUUGAUGCGAGGCAAGCCAAAAGAAAAGAGAGGAGGGAGGCACAGAAGCAAGCUGAGAAGAUGGACUUGUACAGUCGACCUCGGUUCCCAUAGCAUCAUGAUGAUCUCAUAAUUCUGCAGAUUUUAUGGUAAUGCCCUUACAAUCCCACCUGCCCUUCAUUUGGCAACUUACGUACUGACCAAUCUUCUUUUUGCUGUAAAAAUAAUGUUUUGUCUCUUCAAAAUAGAUGUGUUUAAUGUACUUCAUGUGGGACACUUGGACUGCUGAUGAUGUUAAUUCAAGGUUAUACUUCUGUUUUGCA
Messenger RNA from Quercus robur (English oak), 1871 nucleotides. Its product is annotated as protein TIC 56, chloroplastic. The coding region runs from base 127 to 1662 and encodes 511 amino acids. The record is from RefSeq and is a predicted model, not a curated record. Lineage: Eukaryota; Viridiplantae; Streptophyta; Magnoliopsida; Fagales; Fagaceae. The transcript is spliced from 5 exons.